AUGACCAGCCCACGGAUUUCCCUGGCCUUCCAUGGCACCGCAAUCCACAGCUCAUCAGUCAGCUCAAUCGAAAUCCUCGAGAACACGCUGAUCACCGUAGACCAACAAGGCAAGAUCACGAACUGCAUACGACCCAUAUCUGCCCACGAAGUUCCCAGCACGCUCGCCCACCUCGACCCAUCCUUCCCAGCACCAUCCGUCCGCUACAUCACCUUCCCAUCCUUCCUGAUCCCCGGCUUCGUCGACACACACAACCAUGCACCACAGUAUCUCCAGCGAGGCCUUGGCCAAGGAAUGCACAUCCUUGACUGGCUCUCCGCCAUGACCUUUCCCAACGAAGCCCGCUUUGCCGACCCCGUAUACGCACAACGCCUUUACGCCCGCGCCGUCUCCGCUUUCCUGAAGCAAGGCAUAACCUGUGCAUCCUACUAUUCGUCUCUUCACGGUCCAGCCACCCGCCAUCUCGCCGAAGCAUGCCUCGCCCAAGGCCAGCGUGCCCUCGUCGGAAAGUGCAAUAUGGACCGUAACUCCCCACCCACCUACAUCGAGCCCUCCGUCGAAGCCUCCCUGGCGGAAACAAAGGCUUGCAUCGAGCACAUCCGCCAUAUCGAUCCGAUAGGCAGCAUGGUACGUCCAGUCCUUACUCCGCGCUUCGCCAUCUCCUGCACUGCACCUCUCCUGUCCGGCCUGGGCGACCUAGCCACAUCAGAUCCUUCUCUAGCAAUCCAAACGCACUUCAACGAAGCCCAACAAGAAGUCGACGCCACCCUUUCCCUCUUCCCAGAAUUCAGCACCGAAGCACAACUCUACGAACACUUCAACCUCCUCGGCCCACGCACCAUCCUCGCUCACUGCACGGUCAUGUCACCUGAUGACGGAACCGGCGAGAUGGCCACCCUGAAACGCCUCGAAUGCGGGAUAGCCCACUGCCCGAUAGCAAAUACAAGUGUGGGCGGAGGAUUCAUGGCCGCACCGAUCCGCACAUUCCUGGACAAGGGAAUCAAGGUCGGACUGGGUACCGAUUCCGGCGGUGGUUGGAGCAGCAGUAUCCUAGACGCGAUACGUAUGGCGAUUGUGGUGAGCAAUGCCAGAGAAGUGCAGAGCGGCGGAGUCGAGAAAGCGUUGAGUCCAGACGAGGUUUUCUACCUAGCUACGUUAGGUGGUGCGCGAGUCGUGGGUUUGGGUGAUACAGUCGGCAAGUUCGAGGUCGGGAGAGAGUUUGACGCGUUAAUCGUGCGGCCGAAUGAGGUUCUCAGUAAGGAAGGCGAAGUCGUGAGCGAGGCAAAUGGAGUCAUGACGCCGGUCGAAACAGAUGAGUCGUGGAGGUCGAUCUGGGAGAAGUUCCUGGUCUCAGGCGAUGAUCGUAAUAUUGUCGAGGUGUUUGUGAAGGGAAGGUGUGUGAAGGCCUCCACGUAG
This is a messenger RNA of Cyphellophora attinorum, 1416 nucleotides long. Its product is annotated as Guanine deaminase. The record is from RefSeq and is a predicted model, not a curated record. Bases 1 to 1416 code for a protein of 471 amino acids. Lineage: Eukaryota; Fungi; Ascomycota; Eurotiomycetes; Chaetothyriales; Cyphellophoraceae. Gene Ontology annotation, biological process: guanine metabolic process. The transcript has a single exon. Gene Ontology annotation, molecular function: guanine deaminase activity; zinc ion binding. Gene Ontology annotation, cellular component: cytosol.